AUGUCACUUGCAAAACGCGUUGUCAUUAUUGGAGCCGGUAUCGUGGGUACUAACCUCGCCGAUGAGCUGGUCUCUCGAGGAUGGAAUGAUAUCACUGUUGUCGAGCAGGGCCCGUUGCACAUGCCGGGCGGAUCGACGUCACACGCCCCUGGACUCGUGUUCCAGACAAGCCCCUCCAAGACAAUGACACACCUCGCCCGAUACACAGUCGAGAAGCUUCUAUCGAUAGAGAAGGAUGGAAAAAAAUGCUUCAAUCAAGUGGGUGGUCUCGAAGUAGCAACCACUCCCGCACGACUGGAGGAUCUAAAGCGGAAACAUGGAUACGCCUCAUCGUGGGGCAUCGAGGCUCGGCUAGUCAGCGCGGAGGGGUGCUUCAAGAUGUAUCCACAUCUGAACAAAGAGAUGGUCUUGGGCGGUUUGUACAUCCCCACUGAUGGUCUCGCAUUAGCAGCCCGAGCAACGCAGCUGCUCAUUGAACGAACAAGCGAGGCCGGUGUUCAUUAUCUGGGCCAUACUCCCGUGAUGGGAAUUGAGCGCGAUGGCCGUCGUGUCACAGGAGUCAGUACCCCAAAUGGCAUCAUUUCCGCAGACAUUGUUGUCUCUUGCGCUGGGUUCUGGGGCGUUGAAUUGGGAGCUAUGGUUGGUGUGGACAUUCCUUUACUCCCGCUGGCGCACCAGUAUGCAAAGACCACGGUGGUACCCGCUCUUGCGGGGAGAGAUGUUAACAGCUUGCUCAAUGGAAUGAAUGCCACACUCCCAAUCCUCCGGCACCAGGAUAAGCGUCUUUACUACCGUGAACAUGGCGGGCAGUACGGCAUUGGUAACUAUGGACACCGUCCAAUGCCCGUCGUUGCGGCUUCACUAGGGCUCACACCCAAAGGCGUUGAUGAAAAACAUAUGCCCUCCCGCCUCGAAUUCACAACCGAAGACUUCGGCCCGGCUUGGAAAGAGUCUCAAGCCCUCCUCCCCACUCUUCGAGGUACAGAGAUCGCGGACGGCUUCAACGGUAUCUUCUCCUUCACACCCGACGGGGGUCCACUUCUUGGCCAACCAUCCCAUCUCGACAACUUCUACGUAGCCGAGGCCGUAUGGGUUACACACUCAGCAGGCGUCGCCCGAGCUCUCGCACAAAUCCUUACAACUGGCCGAUCUGAGAUAGACAUUUCUGAAUGUGAACUUACCCGCUUCGAAGAAGUCCAGCUCAACAGAGACUACGUGAGUGAGACCGGACAGCAGAGCUUUGUCGAAAUCUAUAACAUAAUCCACCCGCUUCAACAGCGGGCCUCGCCCCGCAACUUACGUGUUAGUCCAUUCCACUCCCGCCAGCGCGAGCUAGGGGCUAUCUUUUUUGAGACUGGAGGCUGGGAGCGGCCGUGGUGGUAUGAGGCAAAUAAAGAUCUUGUUGAGUCUCUGCCACCGUCGUGGAAACCUGUCAAUCGGGAUGCCUGGUCAGCGCAGCUUCAUUCGCCUAUCUCUGCUGCCGAGGCGUGGAAGACGCGGAAUGCCGUUGCUGUGUUUGAUAUGACUGCUUUCCAUCGGUUCGAAGUGUCUGGUCCUGGAGCGGUCGGUCUGCUUCAGCGGCUGACUACGAGUGAAAUUACUACCAAGACAGGCACCGUUACUUAUACCCUCCUCCUCAAUGAUCACGGGGGAAUUCGGGGUGACGUGUUUGUUCUGGGAAUUGAUGAUGAUGUGAUUCAGGUUGGAGCGAAUUCUGCAACCGAUCUGGCAUAUCUUGCCAGAGAAGCUCAGGUCCAGGAACAGACGACCCCCAGGCACUGGAUCCAAGUCCGCGAUAUCACUGGCAGCACAUGCUGCCUCGGACUCUGGGGUCCUCGAGCCCGGGAUGUCAUCGCUGGAAUCAGCACGGUUGAUCUUUCAAACAAGGGACUUCCAUACUUCAGUCUGAAAAAUACCGUUCUCGCGGGUAUUCCAGUUACGAUGAUCCGGAAGUCCUACGUCGGCGAACUAGGCUGGGAAAUCCAAACCGGCGCAGAGUACGGCCAACGACUAUGGGAGAUAAUUUGGCAGGCCGGACAGCCACAUGGAAUCAUUGCCGGAGGUCGCAGUGCGUUCAACUCAAUGCGUAUUGAGAAGGGAUACCGGACCUACGGUGCGGACAUGACGACAGAACACAAUCCGUUCGAAGCUGGUGUUUCCUACGCGGUGGACACAAACAAAAAGGAUGACUUUGUCGGAAAAGCCGCCCUUCAACGCCUUUCUAACCAAGUACCCUCGCGGCAACUGCGGGCUUUGACCAUCGAUGAUGGCCGCUCGAUGAUUCUUGGCAAGGAGCCCGUGUUCCACAAGGGUAAAGCAGCUGGCUAUGUAACCACCGCUGCAUUUGGGUACACGAUCGGCAAACCAAUUGCCUACGCUUGGCUGCCUGCUGAUGUGAGUGAAGGCGAGAAAGUGGAGAUCGAAUAUUUCGGAAAGCGCAUCAGGGCGACUGUUCAGGCAGAGUCGCUUUAUGAUCCCGAGAUGAAUCGUCUCCGUCAAGAUAGCUUGUCUUCGGUAACUGGACUACACACUCCCUUCAGGUCACGGCUUUGA
Penicillium digitatum Pd1 is the source of this 2553-nucleotide messenger RNA. Its product is annotated as GcvT family protein. Gene Ontology annotation, molecular function: protein binding; oxidoreductase activity. The record is from RefSeq and is a predicted model, not a curated record. Lineage: Eukaryota; Fungi; Ascomycota; Eurotiomycetes; Eurotiales; Aspergillaceae. Gene Ontology annotation, cellular component: mitochondrion.